CCGAGCGGCACCAUGCUGGGCAUGAUCAAGAACUCCCUGCUGAGCACGGUGGAGGCAUGGCCCUACCGGGUGCUAAGCAAGGGGGAGAAGGAGCAGCUCAGCUACGAGGAGAGGACGUGCGAGGGCGGGCGGUUCGCGGCGGUGGAGGUGGCGGGGAAGCCGUUUGACGAAGCCUCAAAGGAAGGGGUGCUCAAGCUCCUCAAGUACGUUGGAGGAACCAACGACAAGGGGGUUGGAAUGGGCAUGACUGCUCCUGUCUCCAUCACUGCUUUUCCUGCUGAAGAUGGCUCCUUACAGCAGAAAGUGAAGGUCUCUCUGUGGAUCCCGAGCCAGUUUCAAGCCAACCCUCCUUGUCCUAGUGAUGAAAGCAUUAAGAUCGAAGAGAGACAGGAGAUGACCAUUUAUUCCAUGCAGUUUGGUGGCUAUGCCAAAGAGGUGGAUUAUGUGAACUAUGCUGCCAAGCUGAAGUCUGCUCUGGGGAGUGAAGCUGCAUACCGCAAGGAUUUCUACUUCUGCAAUGGUUACGACCCCCCCAUGAAGCCUUAUGGGCGACGCAAUGAGGUCUGGUUUGUGAAAGAGUGAGCAUCUGGCUCCCAGUGGUGCUGGCUUGCACUGUUAGCCUCCCUGCACUAUGUCCCUGUCCUCUUCAAAAUAAACUAACAAUUUGGCAGAGUCAGAAAACCAU
Molecule: messenger RNA, 685 nt
Organism: Gavia stellata (red-throated loon)
Lineage: Eukaryota; Metazoa; Chordata; Aves; Gaviiformes; Gaviidae
Gene: HEBP1
Product: heme binding protein 1
Exons: 4
Coding region: 13-582 (189 amino acids)
Source: RefSeq, a predicted model, not a curated record